Molecule: messenger RNA, 204 nt
Organism: Nematocida parisii ERTm1
Lineage: Eukaryota; Fungi; Microsporidia
Exons: 1
Coding region: 1-204 (67 amino acids)
Source: RefSeq, a predicted model, not a curated record
AUGUAUUACUAUAUUUGUACUAGUCUUGCCAUACAGCAUAAACUAGUAUUGUUUUGUCUCUAUUUGCCUCUUAGAAUCUUGGGCUGCUCCUUUGCUCCUUUUGCUCCUUUUACUCCUUUAUUUUUAUUAUUAUACAAUUGUGUAUAUCUUUUUCACCCUAUUUUGUCAUCUAUUAGCCACUUAUAUUCAAUAUCUCAGAGAUAA